AUGGAAGUAAAACAAGAAGUUAAUGUUUAUAUAUGUAAAGAAGAAAUUGAUAAUGAGGGCGGUAAUGCUCUUUCUGAUACCCUUAAAAUUGAAAUUAAAGAGGAGCCCAAGAGAGAAAGUACAAAUGAUGCAUUUGAUUAUUUAGUAUUACAGAAGAACCCUAUAAAGACAGAAAAAGAAACAUAUGAAGAUAAAUUCAUAUUGUUUGAAGAAAAAGAAACAAGUGAAAAAAGUAAGUAA
Diabrotica balteata is the source of this 240-nucleotide messenger RNA. NCBI's taxonomy places the organism in Eukaryota, Metazoa, Arthropoda, Insecta, Coleoptera, Chrysomelidae. The record is from the annotation of a GenBank genome assembly.